ACUACUUUUGUUUUCGAUCACAACAAUGAUUCAUACAUCGAUCAUGAUGAGAUCAAGAGGACAAUGCACUUCCUGGGCGAAACUGUCACGGACGACGACGUUCGGGCUAUGAUCAAAGAGGCUGACGCUGAUCAUGACGGCUUGGUCGAUUUCGAAGGUAUGUCGAAGUAG
Molecule: messenger RNA, 171 nt
Organism: Rodentolepis nana
Lineage: Eukaryota; Metazoa; Platyhelminthes; Cestoda; Cyclophyllidea; Hymenolepididae
Source: the annotation of a GenBank genome assembly